AUGGCGUUUCGCGGACCGUUUAUCACUGAACUCUGCGAUUGUGAAUCUUUACGAGACGACGACAAAAUCGACGUUCGAUCGAAACGAUUGCGAUGCUUUAAGAAAUCAGUUAAAGCGUUUUACAAAAACCGUUCGUGCUCUACAAAAACUCUUUUCAACACCAUAUUCAACGGAAUAUAUAGAGUGCAAGACGUUCAACUGCGUUUAUUGAUAAUCGAAUCGAUUCAUGACGACGACGACGACGACGACGAUCCAACGAAAAAAUCCAUAUCGUCUUUCACAUCGUGUCUGGCCGAAGCGUGUAUCGUGGAAAAUUUUUUGAAAUCAUACGCCACAACUCAUCCUUUAUAUCACGCCGAGUGUAUGAGUGAGAACGUCAAACAGUAUUUACGUGGUCGUAAUUAUUUUUUCUCUUUGUGA
Macrosiphum euphorbiae (potato aphid) is the source of this 420-nucleotide messenger RNA. The record is from the annotation of a GenBank genome assembly. NCBI's taxonomy places the organism in Eukaryota, Metazoa, Arthropoda, Insecta, Hemiptera, Aphididae.